CCAUUCGCCAGCCUCCGCGACUCAUCUCCCAGCUCCUGGCGCGCGCACUCCGGCGGGGCUGACCCUGACACCCUGUAGCUGAGCCGGGGGCGCGCGAGCCGGGGGCGCGCGCGACGAGGGCUUCGCGGCUCAGCCCGGCUCCUCGCCCGCCAGCCCGAGCCCCUGUGACUCCGGGCCAGGAUCCCGCCCGCCAGCCGGCUGGCCCCCUCGUAGGGGACGUGCUGCUGACCCGCGCCUGCGACCAGGAGGACGCGCAGCCAUGGGCCGCCUGGCCGGGAGUGCGGCGGCGCUGCUGCUCGGGCUGCUCGUGGAGUGCACAGAGGCCAAAAAGCAUUGCUGGUAUUUUGAAGGACUCUAUCCAACCUAUUAUAUAUGCCGCCCUUAUGAGGACUGCUGUGGCUCCAGGUGCUGUGUGCGUGCCCUCUCCAUACAGAGGCUCUGGUAUUUUUGGUUCCUCCUGAUGAUGGGCGUGCUUUUCUGCUGUGGAGCCGGCUUCUUCAUCCGGAGGCGCAUGUACCCCCCGCCGCUGAUCGAGGAGCCGGCGUUCAACGUGUCCUACACCAGGCAGCCCCCGAACCCCACUCCAGGAGCCCAGCAGCUGGGGCUGCCGUUUUACACCGACCCCGGAGGACCAGGGAUGAAUCCUGCUGGGAACCCUGUGGCGAUGGCUUUCCAGGUCCAACCCAACUCACCCCAGGGAAGCAUGGCCUACCCACCACCCCCUUCCUACUGCAACACGCCACCGCCCCCAUAUGAGCAGGUGGUGAAGGCCAAGUAGCCGGGGGAGGCUGUCACCCGCCCUCCCUGGCGCCCCAUCACUGUUCACCUCCAGGAAUGGUCUUCUGAGCCACUAAGGGCAAAUUCCUUUCUGAUAUCUUCAAAGCAAGCACAGCUUCCUUUCAAGUUUUCCUUGGAGGACCAGUAUUUGAAUUCACCCCGUGUCUCCUCUGUUGCUUCUGUUUCCAAUGUCAUCUGUGCUCUGGCCGAGUGGAGAGUCCCGAGGGUUGACCCCCAAGGGUGGCGCAUCCAGACCCUCAGGGGAGAGACCCCGGCAGAAGGUGAGGCAGGGCGCGUGCAGGUGAGUACGCGUGAACGCGAGGAGGGGCCCAGGGCGCCCGGAAGGCCCCACACACGGCAGGUGGCCCGUCUGAAAUGAGGCACCACGGGGCCAGCUGUGUGAGCCCCUUGCCCAUCAGUCUUCCUCUUCCAAAGGCUCUCAGAGAAACAGGCGUUGGUGGCGCAGCCUCGGAGCCCUCUCUUCUCCAUCCCCUUCCUGAAGACCAGAGCUGCCCUCUGCACAGCCAGGGCUGGGAGAGCCCUGGGCACGGCUUGCACCUCAAGGAGAUGGGGAUCUAGAAUCAGGCCAAGUUGCUGUCUAUAGUUACCUGAAAGUCACUAAGGAACGUUAUUUAAAUUCAUGGGAAAUUGCCCCCUGCCUCCAACCGGACAUUGCAUUUGACGAGCUCUUGGUCUGACUUGGGGAAAAGAGUGUUCGAGCCCUUUUCAGUGUGUCCUGUGGAAGAUGGCGUGGAGUCCUGUCCUGAGGUCAGACUCGGAGUCUUUCCUGGACAUCGGCAGCUCUCUGGCCUGUGAUCACGGCCAGACAGCUCUGCGCCGUCCCCUGAGGUAGCUCUGACGGUGCGUUGUGAUGGACACUUUCAAAGCAGACGGGCGCAUCCGGCUGGGAAGCCACGUCAGCCUCUGGAGAGAGGUGUCCCAGCAGGGCGCAGUCAGUGGCUCGAGCCUGGGUUGGGCAGGCCUGGGCCCGGGCUGGUUGGCCUCAGCAGGUGUGCGCCGGGCUCCGAACAGGAGGAGCUUGAAGAAAGAGACGGGAACGCAGACCCCAGGACUGCAGAGCGAUCGCUUCAGAAAGGACUGCACAGACCUCACUGAUGAUGAGCUCAUCAGAAUUAGAAUAAAGAAGAUCUGGUUGGAAACGCAAAGCCUGGCUCAGAAACCUCUCUGGCCCUGGGAUCACAGGCAGUCCUGGGGUUGUCAGCGGGCCGGGGUCCUGUUCUUCUGCAUAGUGAGUAAUGCCCACGGUCGCGUAUUUAAACCCAGAGUGAGACCUGACAGGUCACGUAUAGGAAGGGCAAAGCCGCAUAGCCGAGACAUGUAGAUCCCUGUAUAUGUAGUGGUGGGGUGGAGUGCAUUUUUUUUUGUUUUUUUUUUGCGGUACGCGGGCCUCUCACUGCUGUGGCCUCUCCCGUUCCGGAGCACAGACUCCGGACACGCAGGCUCAGCGGC
This is a messenger RNA of Delphinapterus leucas (beluga whale), 2247 nucleotides long. RefSeq names its product VOPP1 WW domain binding protein (gene VOPP1). Gene Ontology annotation, cellular component: cytoplasmic vesicle membrane. The record is from RefSeq and is a predicted model, not a curated record. Lineage: Eukaryota; Metazoa; Chordata; Mammalia; Artiodactyla; Monodontidae.